AUGAAUGAGACAUGUUCAAAGGUGAAUGAGGUCUUGGAUAGCUACUACCUCACAACAUUUUAUACCAUUGAGUUCAUCUUGGGUUUGACGGGGAACCUCAUUGUGAUAUGUGGUUACAUAUUCUGCCUGAAGGAAUGGAAGUGCAGCAAUAUUUACCUCUUUAAUCUUUCCAUUUCGGAUCUGGUCUUUAUCUGUACCCUCCCAAUGUUUGUGGCCUACUAUGCCAAUGGUAAAAUCUGGACAUUUGGUGCUUUCCUUUGCAAGCUAAACAGAUACAUUCUCUACACUAACAUGUACCUAAGCAUGCUGUUCCUUGCCUGCAUUAGCAUUGAUCGAUAUUUACUGGUAAGCAAUCCAAUGAGGAUCCACUUCUUUCAAAAGAAAAAGGUUGCAGUUAGCAUCUGUAUCAGUUUGUGGAUUUUUGUCACCUUGGAAGUCCUCCCCAUGUUAACUUUCAUUGGUGUCACGGCUCAUGAUAACAAUACUGUCAUUAAGUGUGUUGACUAUGCGAGUGCUGGGAAUGCUGAUCACAAUCUGAUAUACAAUGUGUGUCUCACUGUUGUCGGGUUCUUGCUCCCAAUGUGCAUCAUGGGAGUUUUCUGUGUGAAAACCGCAUGCAUGUUAAAGAAACUGAAUAAAGACCAGUCUCGAAGCGUCAAUCUUGAAAAGCCCCUCACGUUAGUUAUAUUGGCAAUUGUAAUUUUUUCUGUGCUUUUCAUUCCUUAUCAUGUUAUGCGGAAUAUCCGCAUGGUGUCCAGAUUGGAAAAUAUUAGACUUUCGCAUUGCACUGUUGAGACCAUAAAAGCGGUUUACACUAUCUCAAGGCCUAUUGCUUUCCUCAGCAUUAUCACAAACUCUGUUUUCUACUUCCUUUCUGGAGAUAAAUUCAGGGAAAUAAUUACGAGCAACAUUCGGAAGACAAUAAGGUCUCACUGUUUCAGAAAACAUAUCAACUGAAGACACGCUAAUUACAAGCUCGUG
Messenger RNA from Hemiscyllium ocellatum (epaulette shark), 981 nucleotides. RefSeq names its product succinate receptor 1-like. Gene Ontology annotation, biological process: G protein-coupled receptor signaling pathway. Gene Ontology annotation, cellular component: plasma membrane. Gene Ontology annotation, molecular function: G protein-coupled receptor activity. Lineage: Eukaryota; Metazoa; Chordata; Chondrichthyes; Orectolobiformes; Hemiscylliidae. The transcript has a single exon. The coding region runs from base 1 to 957 and encodes 318 amino acids. The record is from RefSeq and is a predicted model, not a curated record.